Colletotrichum higginsianum IMI 349063 is the source of this 1263-nucleotide messenger RNA. RefSeq names its product triacylglycerol lipase. The coding region runs from base 1 to 1263 and encodes 420 amino acids. Lineage: Eukaryota; Fungi; Ascomycota; Sordariomycetes; Glomerellales; Glomerellaceae. The transcript is spliced from 3 exons. The record is from RefSeq and is a predicted model, not a curated record. Gene Ontology annotation, molecular function: triacylglycerol lipase activity.
AUGCUUGGCAGGAAGAGAAAUCGCAUCUUCAUCGCCCGCGUUUCUUCCUUCGUUCCCGUGGGGCAACAUGCACCACCCAGCGACCCGCUACCACUUCACACCACCAUCACCACCACCUUUGACCUUAUAGACCUUGCGAACCGUUCAUUUGUUCACUCAUUCAUUGGAAGGGUUGCUGUGCCCCAUCACCAAGACGAACAUUCCAUCAGGCGCUCGGGGAAAUACGUCCCAUGCCAUGAACAGCGCAUGCCUGACGAGGUGCCGCCGCCCUCACGCGCUCUCCCCUGCCCUAAUUCGUGCGCCAACCGCGUCUCAUCGCUUGCAUUUUCUCCCUCUCUCGUCGCCGCCGAGCAGCAGCCGGGGUAUAUCCGCCUCGCCCUCGCGGCCGAAGCAACACGACGGCGACCCGAGGUUCAGAGACCUGGGCAAACAGAUAUCGGACGAGUAUGCCGUGACACACCAAAGAAUCCCAUCGUCCUCGCCCACGGGCUGAUGGGCUUCGCCGAACUCCGCCUGGGCGGCUACGUCCCGCCGAUUCACUACUGGCGCGGCAUCUCGGACUCGCUGGGCACGCUCUCGGGCCCGGACAACGUCAUCACGACCUCAGUGCCGCCCUCGGCCUCCAUCGAGGAGCGCGCCGCCGCGCUGGCCGCCGACAUCGCCGCCAAGGCCCGCGGCCGCGCCGUCAACAUCGUCGCCCACUCCAUGGGCGGCCUCGACGCCCGCUACAUGAUCUCCGUCCUCCGGCCCGCCGGCGUCUCCGUCGCGAGCCUCGUCACCGUCGCCACACCCCACCGCGGCAGCGCCUUCGCCGACUUCCUCCUCGAAGGCCGCGGGCCCAUCAAGCUGGCCAGCCUGUACGGACUCAUCGAACGCGCCGGCCUCGGCACCCAGGCCUUUGACCAGCUGACGCAGCGGUACAUGGAGGACGAGUUCAACCCGCGCACGCCCGACCGCGACGACGUGCGCUACUUCAGCUACGGCGCCUGCACGAGCCGGCCGCCGCUGCUGAGCCCGUUCCGGCAGAGCCACCGUAUCCUUGAGGGUGUCGAGGGCGCCAACGACGGGCUCGUGAGCGUCGCGAGCAGCCGGUGGGGCAAGUACCAGGGCACGCUGCUGGAGGUGAGCCACCUGGACCUGAUCAACUGGUCGAACCGGCUGAAGUGGACGCUACGCAAGGUCUGGAUGGGGCAGACGAGGCCAUUUAACGCCGUCGCGUUCUAUCUGGACAUUGCCGACAUGUUGGCCAAGGAGGGGUUGUGA